Molecule: messenger RNA, 663 nt
Organism: Diplodia corticola
Lineage: Eukaryota; Fungi; Ascomycota; Dothideomycetes; Botryosphaeriales; Botryosphaeriaceae
Product: phosphoribosylglycinamide formyltransferase
Exons: 3
Coding region: 1-663 (220 amino acids)
Biological process (GO): 'de novo' IMP biosynthetic process
Cellular component (GO): cytoplasm
Molecular function (GO): phosphoribosylglycinamide formyltransferase activity
Source: RefSeq, a predicted model, not a curated record
AUGACGGAGCAGCACCACACCCGCAUCAGCGUGCUGAUCUCAGGCAGCGGCUCCAACCUGCAAGCCCUCAUCGACGCGACCAAGGACGGCCGUCUCCCCAACUGCUCCAUCGUCCGCGUAAUCUCGGACAAGAAGGCAGCUUUCGGCCUGGAGCGCGCCAAGCAGGCCAGCAUCCCGACCCACUACCACGGUUUCCCGCCGUACAAGGAGAAAUUCCCCCAGCUGCCGCGCCAGCAACAGCGCCAGGAAUUCGACCGCGACCUGGCGAAGCUGAUCCUGGCCGAUGAGCCGGAUAUCGUAGUCUGCGCUGGCUACAUGCUCAUCCUAACCGAGCCGCUCCUCCAAGCUCUCGUGGAUGCAAAGGUGCCCAUCAUAAACUUGCACCCCGCGCUGCCCGGUGAAUACAACGGCACUCACGCCAUAGAGCGUGCUCAUGCCGACUGGAAAGCCGGCAAGAUCACUCGCACCGGAGUCAUGAUCCACUAUGUCAUCCUGGAGGUGGACAUGGGCACGCCGAUCCUGACCAAGGAGAUUCCGUUCGUGGAAGGCGAGGACGACAAGCUCGAGGUCUUCGAGGACAAGCUCCACAAGAUCGAGUGGGGUGCCAUUGUGGAAGGUACCAGAUCGGCCAUCGAGAGGUUGUGGGUGGAAAAAUCCAAAUGA